AUGGCGACUUUGAGGAAAUUAUUCGAACAUUGUGAAUUCGGGAAUAUCUUAAACGAUACUCUACGUGACAGAUUCGUGUGUGGUCUAAAGGAUGAAAACACACAAAAGAGAUCAUUAUCUAAAAGUGAUCUGACAUUACAAAAGGCCGUAGAGGAAGCCGUUGCAAUGGACACUGCCACAAAGGACGCUUCGGAUUUACGUACGACCGUUGAUCAUGUACGUAAGACUGUCAAAUCAAAGAAAUGUUCGGGCAAACCGAAAAAGAAUGAGAAAACAAAACAAACUGUACAAAUGUUUGAUCCGUGUAAGCACUGUGGGAAAGUUAUAGGUAUGCAAGUUACCAUAUCGCUAAAUGAAAAUGCUAUGCCAAAAUUCAUGAAAGCCAGACCAGUGCCGUAUUUAUUAAAGCCUAAAAUUGAGAAAGAACUUGACAUAUUAGAGGAACAAGGAAUUAUUUCAAAUAUGAACACUUCUGAAUGGGCAUCACCGAUUGUUCCAGUUGUAAAGCCAAAUGGAGAUGUGAGAACUUGCGGAGACUUUAAAAUGUCUGUCAAUCAGGAGAUGUAUGUUGACAAAUACCCACUUCCAAAUAUACAGGACUUUUUUGAAGAUUUAUCGAAUGGUCGGAAAUUCACAAAACUGGAUCUAAAAUGGGCUUAUUUACACCUGGAAGUUGACGAACAGAGCAGGAAAAUACUAACAAUUAAUACUCGUAAAGGGUUGUAUUCGAUGAAUAGGUUAUUUUACAAGGUAUUGUCAGCACCUGCGAUCUGGCAAUGUACGAUUGAUGAAAUCUUGCAAGAGUACAGAGCUAAUGUGACCGAUAGGGAGUUUCAUUGCGACAAAGAGGAGUCGAUACCAUUGUCUCUGCAGUGCGUGUAUGACGAGGAUGGUUCUGGACACAUGACCGGAUGUCGAUCUGGCUAUCACUUACAGAAUUGCACAACGUUUGCAUGUCCGGAAUAUACAGUGAAAUGUCCACGAAGCUACUGUGUUCCAAUUACAUUUGUUUGUGACGGGAAAAUGCAUUGUCCAAACGGCGAGGACGAGCUUAACUGCACUUGUACCCUUACAGAAAGAGAUGUUAUAAUUAUUGUUGAAGAUACGAAUCAGCCAACAGUUAGCGAAACGGCAGCUGUUAAGUUAGCGGAACAAUUCUACAGCCCCGGCAGUAUCAUUCGAUUAUUACACUUCAAGACGACUACUACACAGGCGGCGAUUCCUAUAACACACGAACUGUUAGAAAUACGUGAAGAACGUAUAACAAAGUUCCAAGAAUUUACAUCAGAAAUGAAAGAUUGCUUUUAUAAAUCAAUGGCUCGGAAUUUACUGCAUAUUACACGUUUUUCAAAAACUGAUGGUGUUGUUUUUAUUGAAGACAGUGUAAAAUCCUCUUCUAUUGCGAACUUGAUGUUUUCAAAUCUUUCGAGGCCAUCAUUUUUCACUUACCGUGUUAUCAAAGACAGUGUUUCAAUCGAUAACAAAAGAGACCGUUAUAGGUUUGUGAAAGACAUUCGCAUUAUCAGAUGGGAGGCAUUGUUUUCGAUCGGGUACAGACGUUUCCCUGAAAUAUGCGAAGCUGGGAGUGUUGUUCCCUGUUCAGGAGGAUACAGAUGUUCGUCAAGUCAGCAGUGUAUACCAUUGGAACAGAUUUGUGACGGUAUCGCUCAAUGCAGCAGCAAAGACGACGAACAGCUAUGCGAUUUCAGUUGUCCUUAUAAUUGUUCAUGUUCUGGGUAUUCGGUAAGCUGCCGAGAAGCAAAUAUAAAACUAGAACAAGUGUUGGCACUACCAAAUAGCACUAGGAGUGCAGAUAUUAGUUUAAAUCCAGAAAUACAUAAACUAUUAGAAGCGGACAAACUACGAUUACCUUUCUUGGUCAGACUUAAUAUAUCCUCGUGCAGGAUCAGCUCUCUUAGCAAAAAGGCAUUUGCUCAUAUAAACAACAUCGUAUCACUGGAUAUUGGACAUAAUGAAAUAACAAGCUUGCCAGAACAUGUAUUCUCUGCUUUGAGGCACCUUCGACAUCUAAAUUUGAUUGGUAAUGUUAACCUUAGAGUUAUAUCCUCGACAGCAUUUCAUGGACUAGAAAAUAUAAAUAAUUUGCAGAUUACUGGAACAAAGCUGAAACGGAUUUCUGCAUACACCUUCUCCAAUUUAACAGUAAAAGUAAUAAACAUUUCAUAUAAUCGGAUACAAGAAAUUGAAGACUUUGCUUUUAUUAAUAUUUCAGUAGAGAAAUUAGACCUCAGAGGUAAUGAAAUUUUAAUUUUCAACAAGCAUAUUUUUCGCAAUGUUACAUCACUCCGAGAACUCCGUACACCUGCUUAUAAAUUUUGCUGUAUUCUCCCAUGUUCUGUCAAGGAAAGUGAUUGUUAUCCAAAAAGAAACGAAUUUUCCUCGUGCGAAGACCUCAUGAGACAUCCAGUCCUUCAGGCAGUGCUAUGGAUAGUAGGGAUAGCAGCAUUAGCUGGAAAUCUUGGAUCGAUUAUUUACCGCUUGGGUUAUGACAGAGCAAGAUUAAAAAUCGGCUAUGGCAUCUUUGUGACAAAUUUGGCCACUGCUGACUUUCUUAUGGGAGUGUACCUCAUCAUAAUAGCUGUAGUGGAUUCAUUAUAUCGAGACAAGUAUAUUUUCAAGGAUGAGCAAUGGCGAAAUAGCAAAUUGUGUGUCACUGCCGGUAUAUUGUCUACUGUAUCUUCCGAAGCGAGUGUCAUCUUCGUCUGUUUGAUAACCUUAGACAGACUUUUAGUCAUCAAAUAUCCUUUCGGUACCGUCAAAAUUGGACCUAAGAAUGCGCACAUCGUUUGCCUCAUCUCCUGGAUAUUUGCCAUUGCUUUAGCUUUGGUUCCUAUUAUAUUCACUGACUUUUUUCAGAACAGUUUCUAUUCCAGAUCGGGAGUAUGCAUCGCCCUUCCUUUAACGAGAGAUAAGCCACCAGGCUGGAUGUAUUCGGUUGCCAUAUUUGUUGGCUUGAACUUUUGUACGUUUAUUCUUGUGGGUUUAGGCCAGUGCGCAAUUUUUAUAGAGCUACGGAAAGCAACAAGCACCAUAAAGAAAACGCAGAGAUCAAGAAAGCAAGAUCUGAAAGUAGCGAGGAACCUCAUUCUUGUUGCAACGACAGAUUUCCUGUGCUGGUUUCCAAUAGGCGUAAUGGGAAUAAUGGCAUUGAGUGGAUAUCCUGUCUCCGGGGAUGCUUACGCCUGGACAGCAGUGUUCAUAUUACCACUCAACUCGGCACUGAAUCCUGUUUUAUACACACUCACGGCAAUAAUCGGAAAACAGAAAUUCAACCCAAGUACUGAGGAGCAGAACAGAGUAGAACUUCAAAAGGAGAUUAGUUCAGCGAUCCUUCAAUACGACAACUCUGGUAGAUCAAUGGGAAUUACAAGGGGAUCACUUCUGAAAGGAACACGCAGCGUGCAGGACUUGCUCAAAAAGGAAGGGAGCAUUCCCGCUGUAGCUGCUGCUGCAAUAAGUUUGAAACUUUCAAAGUAUUUAACCAUGCUUCAUGACUCUUCAAUUGCUGUUGAUGAAAUAUCGAAAGGAAACACUUACAUUCGAAUGAAUAGAAAGAAGUUGUAUUGUAUUAUGUUGCUAGCUGGACAAUGCGCAAAGAGCUCAUGA
Mercenaria mercenaria is the source of this 3627-nucleotide messenger RNA. RefSeq lists its product as uncharacterized. Gene Ontology annotation, cellular component: membrane. The record is from RefSeq and is a predicted model, not a curated record. Lineage: Eukaryota; Metazoa; Mollusca; Bivalvia; Venerida; Veneridae. The transcript is spliced from 11 exons. Gene Ontology annotation, molecular function: protein-hormone receptor activity; protein binding; G protein-coupled receptor activity. Bases 1 to 3627 code for a protein of 1208 amino acids. Gene Ontology annotation, biological process: G protein-coupled receptor signaling pathway.